ACUCAUCUUCAUCCACAUCAUAAUUAUUAUUCAUCUUCUGGAUCCAAUUCUGAUAUUAGGAGAGAUUCACCUUACACUUAUAACCGAGGGGGUGCUAGUGAGAGCUACAAGUCAAACUCUGCUUCUAGCUCAAGAUAUAAUGGUAACCAUGAUCACAUGAGUGCAAUUGAUACUGCACAGGUACUUCGCCAGCAACAAUUACACCAACAACAAUUACAAGAACAGUAUUUAAAAUCAAAGCAAGAAGAGGAAAAGAUACCGGAAUGGAAAAGAAAGGAAGACUUUUUUGCCGCUUUAGGCCUAGUUACCAAACAAACUCUUAAAGAAAUUCAAAAUAAAAAGUGUGAGCGUAAAAGACGAACAACGGCCAAUCCACAAUUUAGUAAUGCUGCUAUCGAAGCUAAACGUAUUAAUGCCAUGGAAGUCGCCGCAAAAAGAGCUAAACGUCGUGAAAUGGCCGCUUCAGAGAGAAAUGCCUCCGCUCCUCUUACUCGUAUCGCAAGAAGAAAUUCUCAGGUGCCUAUUGUACCAAUUCAACAAUCUUCAAUAAGGUCUUCUCUUAGACCCUCGACAGCGAGCUCUUCUCAACCUGCUGGCUCUCCAUCAUCAUCAUCAACUACUCCCUUCCACCAAAAGGCUGUCUUUAGACAAUUCCCGAAUUCCCCUUCUACUAAUAUGACCGUCGCACCGGACAAAAGUCGUAAUUUAGUUGAGAGACUUAAAUCAAGGUACCAAUUACAUACUUCGCCAUACCAAAUUAAUCGCUUACCUAACUCAUCAUCUUCAUCUCACAAUAAUAUCAAUAACAAUACUUCUAAUAAUAAUAAUUUAAGAUCAGUUAAUCUUACCGUUGCUAAACCUUUAUUGGUUAAGACGGUGCACAAUUGUUACGCAUGUUAUGAAUCCUGUGACCCCGAUUUGGAUGCAAUUAUGGCCUGUGUUGAUUGUAGAUGUUACUUCCAUGCUACAUGUGUCGCUAGUGUUGAUGAAAUUAACAAAACCAAUUCGGUACCUUGUCCCAGCUGUGAUAAAGAAACAUCAACAACAUUCGAUGGUUUUAAUUCACUUCCAGUCUCUGAUGAUCUCGACUCAAAUUCAGGAAAAAAUAUCAGUAAACCCGAAAGAGAAAAACCUAUUUUAGAGGAGGAAGAAGAAGAUGUAGAAGAUCUCGAGGAAGAAGAAGAACGUAUGGAGGUAGAAGAAAAUUUGACCAUAAAGAAUAACCCUCCUCGUCCAAAGGUUUUGACUCUUGAAGAAAUUCAACGUAAAAUUGGCCAAGGUAAAAACCCAAUUAUUGUGAUGACUAAAGCUGAAUUUCUCAAGAAUCAAGCGAGAAAUCAACCGCAAAUUACUAUAAAAACGAGAGAAAAUUUAUUGACUCGACAGAACGAGAUUGCAAAACUCAUCAAUGAAGGUAAAAAGCGUUACAAUGAACUGGCCGUUACUCUAAAUGAUUUAAAAGAGGACAAGAUUAAAUUAAUUCAAGAGAGAUCAAAAAUUCAAGAUUGUCUGAAAAAAGUCACAAAUGUAAUCAAAUUGGUGAACGAGUCUGAUGUUCAAAUUGACCAAGCUAAAGUUAAAGACCAAAACAAAGCCCCCGAAGAAUCUUCUGUUGAAGUAAACGACAAGCCAAAUGAAACCAAUGGAUCGGCAAUUACAUCUUCUGGAGAGCAGAAAACAGUAGAAAGCGAAUCUUCAUCCUCCGACGAUGAUUCUAGUGAUUCCGAAGAAUCUGAUGAUGAAGAUCAAUCAAAUGUUACAAAAAAAUCAGAUGAAGAUCCUGAAAAAUCUCCUAUACCAAUUGACCAGAUGAAAGAUGAAGCAGUUAAUGAUAUAAAUAUUAAAGAUUUAGAAGAAGUUAUGGAACAAGUCAUACAAGAACAUGAAAGCACUAUCUCGGUAAUUGAAGAGGAAGUAGAAGAAUCACCAGAAGAAGAUAAACCAAUUGUUACUCAGGUUCUUGAGGAGGAGGCAGUUAUAAUCGAUUCCGAAAUGAAAGAUGUUGAAAACUCGUUGACUGUUGAUGAAACUAUUAAAGUGGAAGAAGGUCCUUCUGAGGUGGCUCAGGAUGUCGCUGAAUUUGCUGUUGGGGAAGAUGCAAUUGUUCUUGAAGAAAUAGACGAUAUUGGUGGAAAUGAAGUUCUAAUAACCACAACGGUCGAGGAAGAAAGCAAUAUGGUUAUUCUUGGUAGUGAAUCAGUUGCAUUAGAAAAAUGUAACCAAUUCGACGACGAAACAUCAGCUGCUGUUGCCUCCAUACAAGACUUUGAAGUUGAUAGUUUAUGAUUUUUGACCAGUAGUAUUGAUAUUGUUUCUACUCUCAAAAUUGCUGCCAAGAAAAUUGACUCUCAUCUAAAUUCUUAAACAAAAUUACCAGAGGCCAAUCAAGUGAAAGUCCAUUCACUCAACGAAAGGCAUCUUGUUAUGUGAUCUUCUCUCUCAUUAUGGUUUAUCUAUUUUGAUUCCUCUUCGAUUGUUUCUCUUCUUAUCCUUGAUACAACACAAGAGUUAAUCCGUGACAAUUAUUUAUACAUUUUCAUGUACCGUGAUCAAAACUUGUUCUCAAUGUUGUGUUUCCAAGGAUUGAUUGAUUUUCUGAUAUAUAUCUACUUCAUCACCAAAAGGCUUAAGUUGAGCCAACCUUUAUCUCGUCACUUAUUCACUCAUAAUCUUAUUCCUCUCCUUCGAGGUAACUGCAUGCAUAUAACCAAACCCAGAUAAAUAAAUUCUGAAUCUUCAGAUGUAAUGAAAUAGCAUUCUCAAUGGCAAACGAUUUUCACAAAUACAAUUUCUAUUUUCAACUCUUUUUUAGUUGACUAUCCAACUAAUCACAAA
Molecule: messenger RNA, 2835 nt
Organism: Panonychus citri (citrus red mite)
Lineage: Eukaryota; Metazoa; Arthropoda; Arachnida; Trombidiformes; Tetranychidae
Product: probable serine/threonine-protein kinase MARK-A
Exons: 2
Source: RefSeq, a predicted model, not a curated record